This is a messenger RNA of Emiliania huxleyi CCMP1516, 2304 nucleotides long. RefSeq lists its product as hypothetical. The coding region runs from base 1 to 2304 and encodes 767 amino acids. Lineage: Eukaryota; Haptophyta; Isochrysidales; Noelaerhabdaceae. The transcript is spliced from 7 exons. The record is from RefSeq and is a predicted model, not a curated record. Gene Ontology annotation, molecular function: ATP binding; ATP hydrolysis activity; ABC-type transporter activity.
AUGGUGGUCGACGCCCCUGCCAAACCGGUGCGCUUCGAGUUCAAAAACUGCUCCUACCGCGUGAAAGUGCGAUCGGAUGGACGGGGCCUGGGAAACACGCCCGCUUGCUGCGUCAAAACCAAGGACCGCUACCUUCUGCGCAACGUCUCUGCGUCGGUUUCGUCGGGCGAGGUCCUCGCCGUGAUGGGCCCGAGCGGCGCGGGCAAGACGACGCUGCUGCGCAUGCUCGCGCUCGAAAAGGGACCCGGCACUCCGUACGGGAAUGUGACUCUCAACGGCCACGCGUUCACGCGCACGGUCUACACGGCGCACGCGGCGUCGGUCGAGCAGGAGGACUCGCUCUGGGCCUUCCUCACCGCGCGCGAGCAGCUCGAGUACGCGGUGCGCCUCUCGCGGCCGGCGCUGCGCUCGGCCGAGCGCGCCGCCGCCGUCGACGAGCUGCUCGGCGCCCUCGGGCUCGAGUCGUGCCAGCACACGCGCGCCGGCAACGCGCUGGUGCGCGGCCUGUCGGGCGGGCAGCGGCGGCGGCUCUCGCUGGCGCUGGCGCUGGCCAAGGAGCCGCUCCUCGUCUUCCUCGACGAGCCCACCUCCGGACUCGACGCCGCCGGCGCCGCCGCCGUCAUGGCGCUGCUCAAGAGCGUCGCGCGCCGCGUCAACGCCGCGAUCCUCUGCACGAUCCACCAGCCCUCGUCGGCCGUCUUUGCCGGCUUCGACAAGACGCUCAUCCUGUCGGGCGGGCGGGCGGCGUACUGCGGGCCGGCGAGCGAGCUGGUCGGCUACCUCGCCUCGAUCGGCCAGCCCGUCCCCGCCAACACCAACCCGGCCGACCACAUGCUGUCGAUCGCAAACGCGGACUUCACCGACGCGAGCCUGGUCGAGGAGAUAAUCGCGCAGUGGAGCUCGAAGCAGCCUCCGCCGCAGACGGAGGAGGCCGACUGCGGCAGCGAGCAGCAGCCGGCGGGCGCGGGCGUGGCGACGCAGUUCGGCGUGCUGCUGCACAAGCACGGCCGGCUCCUGCUGCGCGACCCGAUCAUGUACAGCGCGCGGUGCGUCAUCUUCGUCGUCAUCUCGCUCUUCCUCUCGAUCAUCUACAUCGACACGCGGAGGCGCGACUCGCAGGAGCAGCUCUUUCCUCGGCUGUUCCUCGAGGCGCCGACGAUGGGCGCGCUCCCCGCAGCGGGGGCGUGGUGGAUCUCGAACAUCGCGCCCGCCCUCGGGCUGCUCCCCCUCCUCGCCCAGUUUCUCGACCUCCAGAUCCUCCGGCGCGAGCUGCGGGACGGCAUCUACCACCCGGCCGUGUACGCGCCGAUGAUGUUUGUGCUCGCCUUUGCCAACUUGGUUCCCGUCUACGCGGUCGCGGACUGGCCGUGGGAGACCCUCGGUCUGCAGUGCGUCAUCUUUGCGUUUACGCUCGCCGCCUUCGACUGCCUGGCGCAGGCGUGGUUCCUGGGCCUGCUCAUGAACGGCUUCAUGAUGCUGCCCGAGGACAUCAUCUGGCCGAUCCGCAUCUUUGCGUACGCUCUUCCUCUGCGCUGGCAGAUCCAGGGGUCCACCUACAUCCUCUGGGCGAUGGGCGACCAUACCUACGGCGGGACUGAGCGGUGUGUCUUCAACGCGACCGGCGAGGGCGAGUGUUCGCAGGGCUUCUUCUGCCCGGAUGCCCCGCCCACGUCCUGCUACGGCGAGACGGGGGAGGAGAUCCUCGACAGCUUCGCCGCAAACUACUCGUGCUUCACUUCGGAGAAUACCGUCGCGCUCUGCAUGCUCUACAUCCUCCUCUUCGCCCUCGUCUGCAAGCUCGUCUACGCGCUCGCCCUCUCCGCCGUGCGCGGUGGCAAGAUGGCACCGCCGGCCUCGAGCUCUCCGAACGACCUUGCGCAAAAUAAUGCCCAGUUACCUCUACGUAGUGCGUGGCGCCUCGCCGCCUCCAACGGCUACGCCUUCUCGCUGCCGUCGCUCGGCGAUCCGGGCGGCGGCGAGGCGGCCGAGGAGCAAGAGGGCGCCGCCGCCGCCGCAGUGGCGAGGGCGGCGGCAGCGGACACACCGGCCGCCGCCGCCGCCUCUGCCGCCGCCUCUGCCGGCGUGGACGGCUCGGGCGGCGAUUUGAGCGGUCUGCUCCUCGUCCUCGCCGUGUCUGCGAGCUCGUACGUGAUCAAGUACGGAGAGACGCUGCUGCCCGUGGUGGCGGAGGGCGACUCGCUGGCGGUGCUCGCGCCGCUGAUGGUGGUGGCGGCGACGGGCUUCAACUGCUGGAAGUGGUGGCAGCGCUCGCAGGAGGACCGCGACUUUGGCGGGCUGAUCUAG